AUGCGGCCACCUCCUGGCCCUGCGACGGCCCCGGGGCGCGAAGGCGACACUCGAGGCCCGAGGAAGCGAGGCCGGAGGCUGGCGCCAGGGCCCGGCGAGGUGGGAGGUUGCGGCCCUGAGGUUAGGGGGCGCGAGGAGAGCAGGCACAAGAGGAGAAUGGUGGCCUGGAUGUCUGGGAAAGAAGAGGUGGAAAGUGACAGGUUGGGCAAGGAAAAAGGAAAAGUUACUGAAGCCUCAAGUGAUGAUCCACAGCCAGGGAUUGACCUGGUAAGAAAGGAACCAUUAAACAGUUCGGAAUCUUCACAAACUGUGGAGUGCAGUGAAUUUCAAAGUGUGCCUUUCUUGCAGUCUUUGGAUAAGGAAGGUUUGGUAGAAGGUAUUAAAAGAAGAUUUCGAGUUAAAAAAAAAAGUUCAGAAAGCCCACCUCUCAAAAUAACUGAAAAUGAGGCAAAACAAAACAUCAAGCCUGAAUCCCAAGAUGAACUGUACAAGAAUACUCCAAAAUAUUCUUGUAACAGCUUGUCACCUGGAAUAGAAAAUAAUUCCAUUUUUAAAUUGCAUGGUUGCAAUUGUUUGCCCCAUUCUAAGGUUUGUAAUAAUGAAAACAACCUAGCACUUAAAUUUGACAGUAGAUGUAUACAUAUAGCAAAAAAUUCCUUGAAGUUAAAGAAAGAAAACCUUAGGAGUCUUGCAGAGAAGAAUGAAACAGAUGGUAUUCCUAAGCUCUUACAAAGUGAAGAAAACUUAAUAGGAGCAAAAAAGCUACUGCUUGAAGAAAGUGAUCCAUACCAAAGUAAAAAUAAUGGCUUACUUUCCUGCCUUCAAAGUGAAAAAAAUAAAUAUUCAACAGAAGAGAGCAAUUUUGGAAGAAAACCCAGGAAAAAGAUGAAGUUGUCUGAAAAAAGAGAAGAAAUAGCUAUUGCAACUAACUUCUCUAAUGUGCAUAGUAAGUCUGAGUUGGCUUUGCAGGAAAGCCAACUGGAUAUAGAGAGGAAAGAAGUCGAGACUGUAGAGACUAAAAACAAGCCUUUAAAAGUUUUGAGAAAAGUAAAUCAUAAUCCGCUUUCUCCAGUGGAUCAUGUAUUAAGACUUCCAGAAACAGCAGAAGAAAAAGCAAGUCCUGGACAUCAUGUAGCUGCUGUGUUUCAGGAAACUCUUGAGCCACAUUUGAAAGAUGAAACAAAGAAUGCUUCAGAGUCCUUAGGAUGUAAAAGUAUGGAACCAAUGACAAGCUCUACAGUGAAGUCACCUAGGGGUAGCCAUCAUAUUGAAAAGAGAUCUUCAUGGGAAGAUCUGAGAAUUGACACUGAAGAAUCAAAGGUAAGCUGUCGCAGAACAAUACCAAUAUCUGGCAAACGAGUUUGGCCUUGUUAUUCUUGUGCUAGAACAUCUGCCUGGUGUUGGAAAAAGACUUCCUUGCCAGACUCAAAUUACUUGCUUCCUAUGUCUGUGGAAAAUGUUAGGCAAGAUGAUUUUCUUACACACCAAACAAACCAGACUCUCUUCCCUGAUUCGAAAUUAUUGUUACAAAAUUCCUCAACAGAAAAGAAUACUGAAUCCUCAAGUAAAGAAAAUUGUGACUCUAAUUUAAAUUGUUUGUCUUUAGUUUCUGGAGUAGAUCCUACUUUAGUUAUAAAAGAACAUGUAAUUAGUGAGACAAAGUCAGAGGAACCCAGUGGAAGUGGGUCAGAGGUAGUUUCUAAUACUACCGGAGACAUUCAGUUAACUAAUGUGACUCAAAGCUUAACAGGAAGUAAGAAAAAGGAGAGAGGGAAUUUAACAAAACUUAAUUUGUCUAUGACUUCCCAAGAGGGCCAGGAAGCAGAUAACUCUACUAUAAAAACUAUUCAUCGAAAAGCCUGCAGUGCUAAGCAAACACUUGUGAUUCCAGACUUGGUUAAAAUUUUGAACACAGGACGGCUGACCAAUUUUAAAAUUCCUUUACUGAAGAAUAAGACAGGUAAAAGAAAGGUAAAUGCUAAGACAUCAGAGAGAGAAGCUUACAGUCCCCUAGAACUUCUUGACAAUUUAUCUGGAACAGAGACAAGACCGAAUAGGAAUAAAGAAAAUGUCUCCACAGCAACUUCAGGACCUCAGUCUUUGAGCAUACGAAAUAAUAUGACUCCAGGGCAAGCUUUUUCUGACUUGUUCUACAGUAAGAAUUAUUGUAGCAUCUCUCCAAGCUUUACAAAACAAGGUGAUGAUAAUAAACCAUCUAAUCCCAUCUCUGAAGCAGGCAAUAUUGUUUCUAAUAAGGAACCUGUUUCUCUCACAAUUGAAAAUAAUACUUUUUCUUGUGAUCCUGGGUGUAUAGAGGAAAAUUCCUUCUGCUCUAAGAAACAAAAACCAUUCAAGCCAAUUUCCUCUGAAGUUAGUGGUAGAAAAAUGACUAAGAGAAUUUCAGAAAUCAAAGUGGGGUUUCCAGAUAUUCUUAAAGCAUAUGAAGAUGAUGUCCUCUUAAUUGAUGUAAUUCAAGAUGACCCAGAGCUAUUUGGAGUCUCCAGUGAAGGGGAUCUCUCGUUUGCUUCAGAGGUUCCCAGGAUAGGCCAGGAGCCCAAUGUUGCUGAAGAGCACCAGUCAGCAGACUCUAAGUAUGUGGAACUUCCAGAAAGAAAGCCUGGUGAUUUGAGUAAAGAACUUCCUAUAUUGGACCCUGGAUUGAUGAAGUCAGAGGUCUGUGCUUCUUUGUCAAAAGCAAAUGAGAUAAAACAUGAUUCCAAAAGUGCAAACAUUUCCUUAGGAGAAGCAGCUAAUGAGACUGCUGAAAAUGAAAAAUUGGGAGAACUCAGUGAUCAAAUCAAAGGUUCAGACAUGGAUGAAAAGUGUAGAACUUCAGACAAGGCAACUAUUAAAGAAGAAAAAGAAAACAAUUGCGAAGUUUUCAAAAGCAAAGAUUAUAAAAAUGCAGAAAUUGAGGUUGGUGAAUGUCAGUUAGUAUCAGUGGGCCCCAGACCUCUGUGCUUGCCAUUGCCUCCUUUGAAUCGAAGUGGUCAUCAGGAAGACACAGUACCAAAGCCCUGGAUGAAUGAUUUCAGAUUUCCGGGAAGACAUUCUGUCUUACAGCUGCAGAAUCCUGAAACUUGUGAAAUAUUUAAAAGAGAAAAAAAUAUAGGGGUGUUCCAGAAGCCCCUAGGGUUGAUGAUUCCCCAUAGAUAUUGCAAAUUUCAUUUUAAUACAUUACGCGGCUGUGAGCGAUCACAAUGCAAGUUUGCUCAUGUGCCUGAGCAAGGGGACGAAAAGGUUUGCAUGGAUGUGUUUAAGAAAUAUAUAAGUAUCAAUGAGCUGUGUUUGCUACAACGUGCAGUAAGCAUAUUUAUGGAGUACUACAGAAAAUUUCCUCCGGGUGUAUACUUUGAAUUACAAGUGCUAAAUGACCUUCUAAUUUCUUUACUCGAGCGUUGUUUAUUGAAAGAAGUAUUUCAGGUGGUAAACAUCAGCAUAAUGUGUAAAAUGCUGCCUGCUCUGAAUAUAAUACUAAAAAUAUUUGAGUAUGUGGCAACUAUGAAAUUAAGGAAUGCCGUACCUGCUUUAAUUGAUGUUUUUUGCAAGUUAGUUGAAGCUGGGAUAAUGCUUGAGCCAGAACACUUUAACUAUAUUGUUACACUUUUAUACCAAGCACAGGCUUCCAAACAAGAAAUGACUGCAGUUCUGGAAAUUAAAUCCAGGUUACAAAUGAGACAAUUUAAAAAGAACUGGAAGUAUGAUUUAGAUUCAGCCUUGAAUGAAAUAGAGAAUUAUAAAGAAAAAGGUGACUGGACCAAAUUGGGAAACCUGUACAUUAAUAUAAAAAUGGGCUGUGAAAAAUUUGCAGAUUUCCAAAGAUUUUGUACUUGUAUUGCUGAAACACUCACAAAAGACUAUAAGGAAGAAAGACCAGGUGUUCCUUUUUGUGAAUUUGCUGAAGCAGUUAGCAAAGAUCCACAAAAUAGUGAAGUAGAUAAAACUUUGCUGGGAAGAAUCGGAAUCAGUGCUAUGUACUUCUAUCACAAGCUGUUACAGUGGUCCAAGGGAAGAAAAGUCUUAGAUAAAUUAUAUGAGUUAAAAAUACAUUUUACAAGUUUAAAAGGACUUAUAGGGCCUGAGAAAUUAGCACCAAGAUGUCAAAUUGUGAACAUUGCAGCAGAAAUUUUUCUAAAAAGUGGAAGCCUGGAUGGUGCCAUUUGGGUAUUGAGGGAAUCAGAAUGGAUAAUCAAUACACCGCUUUGGCCUUGUGAUAGGCUGGAUGUGCUUAAUCGACAUAACUUGCUUUGUACAAUCGCACAUGAAAUCUUAGCCAAGAGCCUUUACAGACAAACAUUUGAAGUUUUGCAGAACCUACCAGGUUUUCAGAAUUCUCAAGAAACCAUGGAGGUCUCACAGUAUAGCCUUCUUUUUAAUAAACUUCUAGAUGCCUGUAUAGAAAGUAACAGUCUUGGCAUGUCAUCUUCUGUAGCAGAAUUCAUGAUUUCAAAGAGCAUUCCUAUUGAUUUUUCCUUUCUUAGAAGAUUAAUUACUUCUUUAGGAAGGAGUUGUUUAUGGCUCAAGGCCAGAACUCACUACAAAAGUGCUCUUUCAUUGGGUUGCUAUCCACCAUUAGAGGGAAAUUUAUACCGAAAACUUCUACUGAUUCCUUCUUAUUUAUCUGAGAUUGAAAUGCUUUUAGCUAUCGAAAUCUUCCUGGUAUCUAAUGCUAGUAGUAUUCAGAGUCCUGGAACUUCUACACAGAUGCUUCAGAUAGUUUUGAAAAGAUGUGAAGAAAACAAAUCACGAAGCAAGGAUGAUUAUCAAGCUGCAGUAGAAAGAUUAAUUAUGGCUGCUCGGAUAUCAGAUCCAAAGCUUUUCAUUAAGCACAUGACUGUCAACGUUAAUAAGGAGCAGGUUUACAGUUUGGAACAGUGUUCUGCCUUGAAGUGGUUGAAAGAAAAUAUGAAGUGGGCUGGAAAGGUUUGGCUUUUCACUAACCAUUAG
This is a messenger RNA of Castor canadensis (American beaver), 4947 nucleotides long. It is a transcript of the gene Topaz1, whose product is annotated as testis and ovary specific TOPAZ 1. The record is from RefSeq and is a predicted model, not a curated record. Gene Ontology annotation, molecular function: metal ion binding. NCBI's taxonomy places the organism in Eukaryota, Metazoa, Chordata, Mammalia, Rodentia, Castoridae. Gene Ontology annotation, biological process: spermatocyte division.